GAUUGCACGUUAUUUUUAUAUAAUUAUUUUCCCAGACAGCAGCCCAUUAGUAAAUAGUGGGUUUGUGUAAUGGUGGUGACAACUGCGUACCUGUACCACUAUCCUUAAUCAUGGAAUCACAGACUGGUUUGUGUUGGAGGGCUCCUUAAAGAUCAUCUAGUACAGCUGGAGAUAAUUUUCCACUUUAUCAUGCAGGUCUGUGGUGUUUGUGUUUUUGUUUCCACAAACAUUCCAGGAGCUGUAGUGAUUGAAGAAGUUGCCCGCUUGGUGCAUUAUUUCUUUUUCUCAUUAACAAAAGUUCUGUAAAGAGGCCUAGAGGUCUGUGUGAGCCAAGUUUCUCUCUUACCACCUUGAAGAACACACCAAGAACCUGUGUAAUAAAUAAUGCUGUGGAAAUGUCAGUUAAAACGUUUGUGUUUGUUGCAGGUGUGUGCCCAGGAAGGAUGGCGACAGAGUCCCCGCGCCGCCCCAGUCGCUGCACUGGAGGAGUGGUGGUUCGCCCUCAAGCUGCCACGGAACAGUCGUACAUGGAAAGUGUUGUUACCUUCCUCCAAGAUGUUGUGCCACAGGCCUACAGUGGAACCCCACCAGAAGAAAAAGAGAAGAUUGUCUGGGUCAGAUUUGAAAAUGCAGAUUUAAAUGAUACAUCCAGGAAUAUGGAAUUCCAUGAAAUCCACAGCACUGGGAAUGAGCCCCCAUUGCUGCUGAUGAUUGGAUACAGUGAUGGGAUGCAGGUCUGGAGCAUUCCUAUCAGUGGGGAAGCUCAGGAGCUGUUCUCAGUGCGCCACGGGCCUGUUCGAGCCGCUCGGAUCCUCCCAGCUCCUCAGAUCAGUGCUCAGAAAUGUGAUAAUUUUGCUGAGAAGCGACCUCUGCUUGGUGUGUGCAAAAGCAUUGGAUCUUCUGGCACCAGCCCACCCUACUGCUGUGUGGAUCUGUAUUCCCUGAGAACAGGAGAGAUGGUCAAGUCCAUCCAGUUCAAAACUCCUAUUUAUGACCUGCACUGCAAUAAAAGGAUCCUCGUCGUGGUCCUGCAGGAGAAAAUCGCCGCCUUCGACAGCUGCACUUUCACCAAAAAAUUCUUUGUUACCAGCUGCUAUCCUUGUCCUGGGCCAAACAUGAAUCCUAUUGCUCUUGGGAGCCGUUGGCUUGCUUAUGCAGAAAAUAAGCUGAUCCGGUGCCAUCAGUCCCGUGGUGGAGCCUGUGGAGACAACAUUCAGUCUUACACUGCCACAGUCAUUAGUGCUGCCAAAACAAUAAAGACUGGGCUGACCAUGGUGGGGAAGGUGGUGACUCAGCUGACGGGGACGCUGCCGUCGGGAGCCACCGAGGAGGAAAUCCUGGCUCACAGCAACCUGCGCCGGAGUCCCCUGGUGCCUGGCAUUGUCACCAUCAUCGACACCGAGACGGUGGCAGAGGGACAGGUCCUGGUGAGUGAGGACUCAGACAGUGAUGGCAUCGUGGCCCAUUUCCCUGCUCAUGAGAAGCCCAUUUGCUGCAUGGCCUUUAACCCCAGUGGGAUGUUGCUGGUCACCACUGACACAUUAGGCCAUGAUUUCCAUGUUUUUCAAAUCCUGACACAUCCUUGGUCAUCAUCACAAAGUGCCGUCCAUCAUUUGUACACACUUCACAGGGGAGAGACCGAAGCCAAAGUCCAGGACAUCUCCUUCAGCCACGACUGCCGCUGGGUGGUGGUCAGCACGCUGCGAGGCACUUCCCACGUGUUCCCCAUCAACCCCUACGGGGGCCAGCCCUGCGUCAGGACUCACAUGUCCCCGCGCGUGGUCAAUCGCAUGAGCCGCUUCCAGAAGAGCGCGGGGCUGGAGGAGAUCGAGCAGGAGCUGACCUCCAAGCAGGGGGGACGCUGCAGCCCCGUGCCCGGCCUGUCCAGCAGCCCCUCUGGCUCUCCUCUCCAUGGUAAAUUGAACAGCCAGGACACUUACAACAACUUCACAAACAACAAUCCCGGGAAUCCUCGGCUCCUUCCUCUCCCAAGUCUGACUGUGGUGUUGCCUCUUGCUCAAAUCAAGCAGCCAAUGACAUUAGGGACCAUCACCAAACGCACAGGCAAAUCCAAACCAGCUCCACAGAUUUCACCCAGUAAGUCUGUGGGAGGGGAGUUUUGUGUCGCUGCAGUCUUUGGAGCUUCAAGGUCAUGGUUUGCGAACAAUUCCGGUCUCAAACGAGAAAAAGAUCAGUCCAAGCAGUUUGUGGUGGAGUCCCUGUACAUCAUCAGCUGCUACGGGAGCCUGGUGGAGCACGUGCUGGAGCCGCGGCCGCUCAGCACCGCGCCCAAGAUCAGCGACGACACCCCCCUGGAGAUGGGCACCUGCCCCAGGGCCAGCUGGACUUUGGUUAGAACUCCUCAGUGGAAUGAACUCCAACCACCAUUUAAUGCAAACCAUCCACUGCUCCUGGCUGCAGAUGCUGUGCAGUACUACCAGUAUCUUCUGGCUGGCUUGGUGCCACCAGGGAGCCCUGGGCCCAUCACCCGGCACGAGUCCUACGACAGCUUGGCCUCCGACCACAGCGGGCAGGAGGACGAGGAGUGGCUGUCACAGGUGGAAAUUGUGACUCACACUGGGCCUCACCGCCGCCUGUGGAUGGGCCCCCAGUUCCAGUUCAAAACCAUCCAUCCCUCCGGCCAAACCACCGUCAUCUCCUCCAGCUCCUCCGUGCUGCAGUCCCACGGGCCCAGCGACACCCCCCAGCCUCUCCUGGACUUUGACACAGAUGAUCUCGAUCUCAACAGCCUCAGGAUCCAGCCCGUGCGCUCGGAGCCCGUCAGCAUGCCGGGGUCCCCGCGGCCCGCGGCCGACCGGCGCGGCGGCUCCACCGUCAUCGACGCCACCUCAGGUGCCUUCGACCGGAGCGUGACGCUGCUGGAGGUGUGUGGGAGCUGGCCCGAGAGCUUCGGUCUGCGCCACAUGUCCUCCGUGGAGCACGGCGAGGAGGGGCUGCGCGAGCGCCUGGCCGACGCCAUGUGCGAAUCCCCCAGCAGGGACAUGGUGGGAUCAGGAACAGACACAGCCGGUGAAGUAGCAGUAAAAAACAUCACCACAAAGAGGCACAUGGCUUUGAAAUGUUUUGAACUUCAGCGAGAGGGAAGCAUAGAGACGCUCAGUAACAGCUCGGGCUCCACCAGCGGCAGCAUCCCCCGCAACUUCGACGGCUACAGAUCCCCCCUCCCCACCAACGAGAACCAGCCCCUGAGCCUGUUCCCCACGGGAUUCCCCUGAACCAGCCACCCUCAGGGACACCUCCACACAGGGGAACGAGCCUGUCCCCAGCAAUCCCGCUGUGUGUCACCUGCCAGCUCCCGGGAUGGUUCUCGUUACCCUGAUGAAUAUUGACAGCUCUGAAACCUUCCUCGUGAAAUCUUGACUCUGUGUUCCUGUGCAGUACGAAGAGGCUCCAUCUUCAGUCCUGAGAGCUCUGCAGCUUCUUUUCUCGCUGUCUUCAGGAAGAGGUUGGGUGAGGAGAAAUAUUCCUAAGCCAUCUUGGGUCAAGCACAUGGUUUCACAACUGUUCUCUGCUUUUUUUCGUGCUGAGAGAUGAAUCUCCUUAACUCAGAGGAGCUCUCGCCGUGAAAGUGCCGAGCAUCAAUGGAUGAACUGGAGAGACUGGAAACUGGAGGACUGGCUGUGGACAGGGUUGAUGAUGUUUUUCCUUCCUCGUUGCGUCUCCUUGCUGCCCCUCUUCCCCUCUGAUACUCAUCGAUGCCACGAGUAUUACAAAUGGAAAUGUUUCUUUUUGUUCUUUGGAAGAAUUCUCUCUCUUGCUCCGGUUUUCUUCUAGUCAUGUAUUUUAGAAAUGUACUUAAUUGACUAAUUGCAGUCACGGAUUUCUCAUAUUUCGUUAUAAAAGUUGUUCAUUGGAACUCAGAUAUCUGUCCAGAAAUGCAUGUGUCAUUGAAUAAAUCUAAGUUAAACGAGAAACUGCUUAAAUGGCAAUGUUCACAGAGUGUUACUGGGCUGACUGUGGGCUUUGUGUAUCUGCCUGGACCAGACUCUGUGUAUAUUUACUGACUUGAGGGCUUUAAUUAAAGCCAUCAGUGGCUGUUAUGUCUAGCAUGGCUUUGCCUCCCUAUUUCCUUGCCCUCGUGUGCACAGACAGGAUUUUUAAAAGCA
This is a messenger RNA of Ficedula albicollis (Collared flycatcher), 4127 nucleotides long. It is a transcript of the gene BCAS3, whose product is annotated as breast carcinoma amplified sequence 3. The transcript has 24 exons. Gene Ontology annotation, biological process: response to starvation; autophagy. Lineage: Eukaryota; Metazoa; Chordata; Aves; Passeriformes; Muscicapidae. Gene Ontology annotation, molecular function: protein binding. The record is from RefSeq and is a predicted model, not a curated record. Gene Ontology annotation, cellular component: cytoplasm. The coding region runs from base 396 to 3236 and encodes 946 amino acids.